CGACAUUGGGAGUCUUCGGGGUUCUUCCUCGCUACAAUUUGCCGCUAACCCCAAAGAGCUUACCUCCGCAGCACACACAACCUUGGACCGUGAAACGAAGGGACUGACUGACCACAUCCCCAGGUAUCGUGGGCCUCGGCAAGCUCUAGAACGAGAUUUGCGCGAUCACAACUCCACCUCUGAUUCGUUUCUCCGAUCGCAGUCGAGUCUCGUUCGCUCUGCUGGGGCCACCAACAUCCCGCCAUCCCGUGGUUGCUGGGGAGGGGGCCACGAGCGGCUCAGUGUUUCUCGCCAUUGGUUUCUUCGAUCCCCUUCUGUGCGGGACUCUGCCGCAUGUACACUAACCCGAACUGAAACACCGAUGCCGCUGUGCUCUGGCAAAAUCUCUCUCAUCGGGCUCGCUCUUUCUCCUGAUCUUUCGUAUUUCUGCGAGCUCGUCCAGGCAAGACGGGGUCUUUGCCCUGUUUCCGCUCGCCGGUCGCUGCUCACGGGGAGAUUGUAACAGAAGCAGCGAUCACUGCUCACGCUCAGUUGCGGUCACUGCUCUCGGUUCUUGGCCGCCUGUGCCGCUGCUGUCCAAGAACUGCGCAGUUGCUCAGUCUCUGGCUAUUGCAUCCUCCAAGGCAUACCAUUCCGUGCCGAAAUCGGCUGCACUAACGCCUUGUAACGCCGUGAAGCGACGCGCCUCGUAACGCGAACGAGCGGCAUCUCUUUCCUGAUUAUCAUUCGGCGACACGGACGACCAGAUUCGCACCCUGGCAGAAGCCACUGCUACUACCCGCUGACCUCCAAGAACCGGCGGUUCAUUCCGUCAAACCCACUGCAGCAUGGGUGACGUCUGCCAUCUCCCACCGCCGGGCGAAACGCUCGUCCUUGCUCGCUCCGCUGCUCCUUCCGCGCGGGGGCCUCUCAUCCACGCAUCUCCCCCUCCCCCCGCCUCUGCGCUCGUCCGCCUCUUCUCCUCCUGCCUCGCCUGCGCGCCCUGGAUUUCCGAUGCCAUCGCCGCCACCGGCGGAGGGAAAUUGCCCGCCGGCAGAAAUGGCAACAAGCUGACGUGGAGGGAUCCUAUCGAUGACGUGGAGCACGUGGAGGAGGGAGGAGCUGCGCGAGUUGAAGCGGAAAUGGCGGAGCGGGGUAAGGGUGGGAUUAUCAGCAAGCCCUUAAGCCAGAACGGCGGCGGCGGCGGCGGCGGCGGGGGCAGCGGUGGCGGCUCUCCAAGCGACGCCGUCGCCGUUGGCGGCAUGUCGCGCGGGUGGUCGAACGACGACGUGACGGCUCUCCCGAUGGACAUGCAGCCUCGUAGCGGCGGCGGCGGCAACGUGGCGAGCAAGGGCGCGAACGGCGUGGUGGCGGGUAUGCAGCUGAAGUCGCCAUCGGACCAGGCGCAGUGGCGCGCCGGCAGCCUGAGACACCUCUUCUCGCUCGUGACGCCCGGCAUGCUGGAGGAUUCGGAGCUGCCGCCCGGGCGGCGGGCCAUAGUGGACCACAGCAUGCGCGUGCUGCGGGAGAACGACCUGGGCGGCUACACCAUCCCCACGCAGGGGCUCUACCCUUUCCAGUGGAACUGGGACAGCGCCAUAGUGGCGGCAGGCUGGGCGGUAUUCGACGAGCCGCGCGCGUGGCAGGAGAUCGAGAUGCUCAUGUCGGGGCAGUGGGCGGACGGCAUGGUGCCCUCCAUCCUUUUUCACCGCCCCACCGACUCCUACUUCCCCGGCCCGGAGAUCUGGGGCAGCAAGGAGCGCCCCAGCCCGUCCACGGGGAUCACGCAGCCGCCUGUGGCGACGCUGUCGGUGAGGUUCUUGUUCGAGCACGCAGUGGAUAAGGACUUGGCGAAGGAGAAGAUGGAGCUGCUGUUUCCGAAGCUGCUCGCGUGGCACCGCUGGUGGUACAAGGCGCGUGAUCCGCUGGGCACGGGCGUGGUGGCGAUUCUCCACCCGUGGGAGAGCGGCAUGGACAACAGCCCGGCGUGGGACGAGGCGAUGCAAUUCCCCAUCAUGGACCUGCCGCCGUACCAGCGCCGCGACCUCACGCACGUUGACGCCGCCAUGCGCCCCGACAAGGCCACCUACGACCGAUACCUCACCCUGCUCUACACGUUCAAGAACACCAACUUCUACGACUCGGCGCGGCUGUACCACAUCUCGCCCUUCCGCGUGACGGACCUGUGCAUCAACUCCAUCCUGCUGCGUGCCAACCGCGACCUGCGCUGGCUCGCGCUCAAGCUGGGCCGCGAGGACGUGGCGGCGGAGAUCGAGGGGUGGCUGGACGCGGGCUUCCGGGGCUUCGAGACGCUGUGGGACGAGCGGGACGGCAUCUUCAAGUGCAAGGACCAGCUCACUGGCAAACUGCUGGACGCUCGCACAUCCGCGGGCUUCCUGCCGCUCUUCGCAGGCGCCGCAUCGAAGAAGCAGGCGGCGCGGCUGGCGGCUACACUGCAGCGGUGGCAGGAGCAGGUGCCGUACGGCGUGCCCAGCACGGACCCCUCCGACCCGCGCUUUGAGGCGCUGCGGUACUGGCGCGGGCCCGUGUGGCUCAUCAUCAACUGGAUGGUGUCCAACGGACUCAAGCACUACGGCAUGUCGGAGCUUGCUGAGAAGGUGCGCAACAGCUCCCUGCACCUCACGUCGCAAGCGGGCCUGCACGAGUACUUUGACCCGCUCACCGGCGCAGGGGCGGGUGGGGGGAACUUCUCUUGGACCGCCGCCAUGUGCCUGGCGUGGCUGGACCGCCCUGCUGCUUCUGCCAUUGGCCACCGCAUGAGUGGGCCCAAGCGGCCCUCGGAGGUGGCUCUGAAUGCCAUGGAUAGCUCGUCGUGAUGGUUGAUUGGGAAUGCGCAGAUGAAUCAAUGGCGAAUGGUUGGAUGAUGAGCUUGGUUCAGGUGUGGCUUUGGUUAUGUUUCUUGUUGCGGUGGGUGGUCUUUGGUGUACUUGCAGCCUGGGUAGGUAUAGGGGGGAGUGGGGGGUUGUGCUUGUACAUGUUAUCUAUUGUUGGUUGACUACUCUCAGCUGAUUUCUUGGUUGACAGUGAGUGUUUUUUAUCUGACUCUGGAAUGCUAACCGUAAUUCAAUAAAUCUCUGGCUAAAAA
Closterium sp. NIES-67 is the source of this 3085-nucleotide messenger RNA. The record is from the annotation of a GenBank genome assembly. NCBI's taxonomy places the organism in Eukaryota, Viridiplantae, Streptophyta, Zygnematophyceae, Desmidiales, Closteriaceae.